AUGCCGUACGGAACGAUGGUCAUGGGCCCUGCCGGCGCGGGCAAGACCACCUUCUGCUCGGCCUUGAUCCAACACCUCAAAAACAACAGGCGCUCGUGUUUCUACAUCAACCUGGAUCCCGCCGCCGAGGACUUUGCCUACGAGCCGGAUGUGGAUAUUAAAGAUCUGAUUACGCUGGAGGAUGUCAUGGAAGAGCUGCACCUGGGCCCGAACGGAGGCUUGAUGUACUGCUUCGAGUUCCUUCUGGAGAACCUCGACUUUUUGACCGAACCCCUCGAAAACGUCGCGGACGAAUACCUCAUCAUCAUCGACAUGCCCGGCCAGAUCGAACUCUACACCCACGUCCCCAUCGUGCCGCAACUCAUCAAGCACUUUACUCGAGGAAGUCUGAACAUCAACAUGUGCGUCUCCUACCUCCUCGAAAGCUCCUUCAUCAUCGACCGCGCCAAAUUCUUCUCUGGCACGCUCAGCGCAAUGAGUGCCAUGCUCAUGAUGCAGCUGCCUCACGUCAACAUCCUCAGCAAGAUGGAUCAGGUCAAAGGGCAGGUCGCACGGAGAGAGUUGAAGAGAUUCAUCGAUCCGGAUACGAGCUUGUUGCAAGAUGCGCCGGAGAGUGGGUUGGUUUAUGAAUACAAGGAGGGUGUGGAUAACGGGGAUGUUGAAGAACCAAAGAGCGUCAUGACGGGAUCGUCUUUCGCGAGAUUGAACAGAGGUGUCGGGCAGCUGAUUGAUGACUUCAGCUUGGUCUCUUUCCUCAAGCUCGAUGCUCAAGACGAGGACAGUGUUGGUGCCGUGUUGAGCUACAUCGAUGAUGCGAUCCAAUUCCACGAGGCGCAGGAACCUCGAGAACCGAACGAUGGCCUUGGCGAUACCGAUAUGGGGUGA
This is a messenger RNA of Zasmidium cellare ATCC 36951, 885 nucleotides long. RefSeq lists its product as uncharacterized. The transcript is spliced from 2 exons. Gene Ontology annotation, molecular function: GTPase activity. The record is from RefSeq and is a predicted model, not a curated record. The coding region runs from base 1 to 885 and encodes 294 amino acids. NCBI's taxonomy places the organism in Eukaryota, Fungi, Ascomycota, Dothideomycetes, Mycosphaerellales, Mycosphaerellaceae.